Molecule: messenger RNA, 1014 nt
Organism: Sordaria macrospora k-hell
Lineage: Eukaryota; Fungi; Ascomycota; Sordariomycetes; Sordariales; Sordariaceae
Source: RefSeq, a predicted model, not a curated record
AUGAGAGCCUCCUCAUACUUCUCUUGGGCCUUCCUGCUGUCGCCCAUCUGGGCUGCCCCAGUUUCGGAGCCAGCCAGCGAGAUUUCCGCCAGGCAAAACAGCUUCACGGACUACGCCUAUGUUUAUUUCACGGGCGAAGGCCUCUCCAACGGCGAACAGGUCUAUAUGGCUGUCAGCAACAACAAUGACCCCAACCAAUGGACGACACUCAAGAACGGUCAGCCUUAUCUGACCAGCAACAUCGGUACCAAGGGUAUUCGUGACCCUUCACUGAUCGUUGCGCCGGAUAGGAGCAAGUUCUGGAUCAUCGCCACCGACCUCAAAGUCAACGGUCUUCCAGGAGGCUGGUCCAACACCGACAUGACAACCAAGGGCUCCAAGUCCAUCGUCGUCUGGGAGUCCACCAACCUCCGCAACUGGUCUGGCCCCCGUCUCGCCAAGGUGUCUCCCGACAAUGCGGGCAUGACCUGGGCUCCUGACGCCAUCUGGGAUCCCGCCCGUAAUGCCUUUAUGGUGUACUGGACCUCAAACGUCGUCUCUACCGCCAACGGCAUCACGGCCGGGUGGAAGAUCCUCCGCUGCUAUACCAAUGACUUUGUGACCUUCACCAACCCUGAACAGUACAUUACUGGGUACGGCAUGGAUAACACCAUCAUUGCCGGCGACAACGGACAGUUCUAUAUGAUCAGCAAGAACGGACCGAACGAGCUGAUCCAGCAGAACGUGGCGUACAAUGGACUGUCGGGAGGAUGGCAGAAGGUCUCGGAGAACAUUGGACAGGGCUCGUUGCCAGCUGGCGAGGGACCGUUGAUCUUCAGGGACAACAAGGACCGCAACAAGUGGCAUCUCUGGAUCGACAACUACACCAAGGGAUCUGGAUAUAUGCCGUUCGAGACAUACAACAUUGCCGGCGGUCAAUGGUCCAGGACGCAGAGCUACAAGCUCCCGGCCAACCCACGCCACGGUUACGUGAUUCCCAUCACCGCCGCCGAAAGAAGUGCCUUGGCCUCUUAA